Carassius auratus (goldfish) is the source of this 1740-nucleotide messenger RNA. RefSeq names its product adhesion G-protein coupled receptor G5-like. NCBI's taxonomy places the organism in Eukaryota, Metazoa, Chordata, Actinopteri, Cypriniformes, Cyprinidae. Bases 42 to 1730 code for a protein of 562 amino acids. Gene Ontology annotation, biological process: adenylate cyclase-activating G protein-coupled receptor signaling pathway; cell surface receptor signaling pathway. Gene Ontology annotation, cellular component: plasma membrane. The transcript has 13 exons. The record is from RefSeq and is a predicted model, not a curated record. Gene Ontology annotation, molecular function: G protein-coupled receptor activity.
AGUUGCAAACUUUCCACAGUGCUGCCACAACUUCAUCCUUGAUGACUGGAAAAACAGAAAGAGAUAUGACGCUCCUGCUACUUCUGAUGAUGUUCCAUUUAGCACAACCGGGAAAACAAGCAGGAACUUUACAAUCCUCCACCAAUUCAGAAAAAAACAAUGAGUCACCCCAUCCAGCUCCAGCAUGUGGAGUCGACCAUCCACCAUCGACCAUCCACCUUUUUUGCUGCAGACGGAAAUUUUCUGAUUUUUUUAACACGAAUGAAUGCUCCCAAGAAGUUACAAGUACAACCACUCAUGGAGACAACAAUAGGAAUGAGAAAGAGGCCAUAGACAAUAUUAUACAAACAACGAAUCAAUCAAAGGACUACUAUUUUAAGGAUCUUGCUAUUUCUGUAGUUAAGAUAAACUCAAUCCUUACAGAUCAUCUACUAACAGUCACUGCUCCAAAAGUGUCUGAUAAAACUCGGACAGUACAGACAUGGAUCCCAGUGGAACCUUUCCUAAAUGUCAGUGGGGCUGAGCAGAAAUUUGGAAUCAUUACUUACAACUCUAGUCAGCAGUUUAAUCAGAGAAAUGCUUCUAUAAUGUCUGAAGUCAUACGGAUUGAAGUUGUUGGACGUGACAUUGUAAAUUUAACAAAUCCACUUAAAAUACGUUUCCCAGUGAAUAGUUACAAAAAUGACAGAAACAAAAGCUAUGUAUAUUCCUGUCAAUACUAUGAUGAACAAGGAGACAGCACCUGGAAGACGGAUGGCUGCAACACCACUCAGAUCAAUGAAACUGUUGUGGAGUGCUCCUGUGACCACAUGACCCCUUUUGCUGUGCUUCUAGUUGAGGUGAAUGACAUUGAUGUACAACAAUGGGAAAUCUUGUCGUACAUCAGCUACGUAGGCUGCAGUUUGUCUGCAGUUUUUUCUGCUUCCUCCAUCUUGUCGUUCAUUUUCAACAGGAAUGCAAGAGCAGAAGUGUCCAGCAGCAUUCAUGUGUCUCUAAGCGGCGCUCUGUUUCUCCUCAACCUGAGCUUCAUGUUCAGCGAGUGGGGCGCCACACUGACUGUGAAAGAAGUGUGUGUGUUUAUUGCUGUGACGAUACACUAUAGCUUGCUGUGUUCUUUCACCUGGAUGGCUAUUGAAGCCUUGCACCUCUACCUUCUUCUGGCCAGAGUGUUCAACAUUUACAUCAAAUACUACAUGUUCAAGUUGUCCCUGAUCGGAUGGGGAGUCCCUGCUGUUCUUGUUGGAAGUUUGCUGUCAGUUCAACAACACACCCGUCCAUUCUAUGGCACCAAAAAUGUGAACUUAUUAAAUUCGAAUGCCACAAAUCCAGUAUGCUGGAUCACAGAGCCUCUCAUCCUGUAUGGUGUGAACCUUUCCUACUUCACCAUCAUAUUUGUUUUCAACACAGUAGUUCUAAUCACAGUGUCCAGACAGAUCUUUAAGCUAAAGAAACUGGACAACAAGCAUAAGAAAAUACCAGUGAAGGAUUUCAGCACAGUGCUGGGUCUCAUGUGUCUGAUGGGUACAUCAUGGGGUUUAGUUUUUUUUGGCUCUGGAUAUACCAGCUACCCAAUACUCUACAUAUUCUGCAUUUCAAACACAAUGCAAGGCUUUUCUAUCUUUCUGUGGCUGUGUCGGACAGCUAGGCCAGAAAAACAGAAAGCAGCUCAUACCAAGUCUGCAUCCACUCUGGACACCUUCACUAUUGAAAAACAAAAGGAAUCAAGAUGACCAGUCUCAU